AUGUGCUACACGAGCGGAACGUCGGGGUCGCCGAAGGCGGUGAUGCUGUCGCACGGUAGCGUGUGCGCGGCGACGCGGGCGAAGUUGGAGGUAGUGGGAUACGACGCGGGGGAUACGUAUCUGCACGUCGCGCCUCUAUAUCACGUCGGUGGGUUGUCGAGCGCGCACGCGACGCUCGCCGCGGGCGCGAAUCACGUGUUCGUGAAUAAGUUUGAUCCGGACCUCGUGUUGCGCAUCAUCGUCGACGAAGGCGUCACGGCGUUCAUCGCUGUGCCUGCGAUGAUGCGCGAGCUCGUGGACUCGCGCGGUGGCGACACAGUGUUUCCGACGGUGAGGAAAAUUCUCGUAGGCGCCGGGCGGCUGACCGACGAAUUGUACAACUCGAUUCGGCACGUCUUUCCGAACGCUAAGGUCACGAUGGCGUACGGUAUGACGGAAACGACAUCAUCGGUGACGUUUCUUUCGCCAGAGGACGCGCGGUUUGAACUGGAUGCGGAUUCAACGUUUGCGGGAAACGCGGCUCCAGGGGUUGAGGUGAAAACGGACGCCGAAGGACAGCUUCUCGUUCGGGGGUCGUCGCUCAUGCUCGGCUACGUCGGCGUUGAUCGCACGGAGACAUUCGAUGCAGACGGAUGGUUUGCCACGGGUGAUCUCGGCGCGGUUGGGGAGGCACGGGGCGAAGAGACUGGUUCGCGCGUUUGGUUACGAGGCCGCGCAAAGGAAAUGAUAAAAUCUGGCGGCGAAAACGUCUCGCCCGAAGAAGUAGAGCGAAUUCUGAACAAGCACGCGAACGUCGAGGCGUCCGUCGUGAUCGGCGCGCCGCAUAGGAAAUGGGGUGAAGCCGUCGUGGCGAUCGUGAAGCUUCGCGCGACGGCGUCGGAUACCGAAGCAGAGCACAGAACGGCGCUUCGCGACUGGUGCGCGAAAUCGGAACUCGCGCGCUUCAAGAUUCCGAAGUGUUUCGUCUUCACGGAGGACUUGCGAUCGAACGCCAUGGGGAAGUUAAUGAGAGAUGCAACCUACAGGGCGAAUGUCCUCGCGAUUGAACACGCGGUCUCGAGAGUUAGGUAA
Messenger RNA from Ostreococcus lucimarinus CCE9901, 1071 nucleotides. RefSeq lists its product with no specific name. Gene Ontology annotation, biological process: fatty acid metabolic process. Gene Ontology annotation, molecular function: medium-chain fatty acid-CoA ligase activity. The record is from RefSeq and is a predicted model, not a curated record. Lineage: Eukaryota; Viridiplantae; Chlorophyta; Mamiellophyceae; Mamiellales; Bathycoccaceae. The transcript has a single exon. Bases 1 to 1071 code for a protein of 356 amino acids.